UGUAAAUAAACCUUUAAUCAAACCAGUGUAAUAUAUCAUUUCUGUUCUACAAAUUAAGUUGUUUUUCUUUAUUCACCCUUUCCUUUAGGCACAUCAAUUGAUACGCGUUUACAUUUAACUGUCAAACGUCAAAACAAAACAUGUGCGUUUUGUGUAAUGUGCUUUUGUAGAAAAAUUGUGCAAUUUGAAAAGGCCUUUAAAAUGUUGGAGCCUGUUUUAGAUUUUUUAAAUACAAAAAGAGUAGUUUUAGCAAGUGGAUCACCCAGGAGACAAGAAUUAGUUAAACAAUUGAUAAUAUUUUCAUCAUGAAGGGUUUGAAGGUAGAAUUAUGCCCCUCAACAUUCGAAGAGAAUCUGAUUCCUACAAAUUUCAAAGGCAUAGAAGAUUUUGUGCAAGCAACUGCCCACGGUAAAGCUCAAGAAGUUUUCCAAAGGCUAAGUGAACAAAAUACACCACCCGAUGUUGUUAUAGGGGCUGAUACAAUGGUCACUUUAGACGGUAUGCUUUUUGGUAAACCCAAUUCUGAAGAGGACUCUUAUAACACACUAUCAAGGUUGUCGGGAAGAGUUUGUACCGUGUACACAGGAGUUGUAAUCAAAACACAGCGCAAAACGGUCAAGUUUUGUGACAAUACCAAAGUCCAUUUUGGAAAACUCACUCCGGCAGUGAUAAGAGCAUAUAUUGCAUCAGGAGAACCCAUGGACAAAGCUGGAAGCUUUGGAGUCCAAGGACGAGGUGCUAGUCUUAUUGAAAAAAUGGAUGGUGAUUAUUUUACAGUUGUGGGGUUACCUCUACAUAAAUUAUGUGUCGAGUUAAAUUCUUUAUGUGAAAAUAAUUUAAUAUAAUUAUAAAUGUGAUAUUUUUGUAAAAUAUAUUUGGUUUAU
Messenger RNA from Ctenocephalides felis (cat flea), 884 nucleotides. Its product is annotated as maf-like protein CPR_2112. The coding region runs from base 306 to 845 and encodes 179 amino acids. Gene Ontology annotation, molecular function: nucleoside triphosphate diphosphatase activity. The record is from RefSeq and is a predicted model, not a curated record. Lineage: Eukaryota; Metazoa; Arthropoda; Insecta; Siphonaptera; Pulicidae. The transcript is spliced from 5 exons.